GGAGAACCCGGAAAAGGGAAUCCGAAGAUUCCAGCGGCGGCUCACUGCGCUUGCGCAGGACGUGCCGGAAGUGGAAGCGGCGCCGGAGGUGGUGGGGUCCUUCUUCUUCCGUUUGGGAUUUUGCUCCAGUGUUUGUUUGGGUUCUCUUCGUACGGCCGCUCAAGAUGAACCGGUUGUUCGGGAAAGCGAAACCGAAGGCUCCGCCGCCCAGCCUGACUGACUGCAUCGGCACGGUGGACAGCAGGGCAGAAUCCAUUGACAAAAAGAUUUCUCGCCUGGAUGCUGAGCUAGUGAAGUAUAAGGAUCAAAUCAAGAAGAUGAGAGAAGGUCCGGCAAAGAAUAUGGUCAAGCAGAAAGCUUUGCGGGUUUUAAAGCAAAAGAGGAUGUAUGAGCAGCAGCGUGACAAUCUCGCCCAGCAGUCCUUUAACAUGGAACAAGCCAAUUACACCAUCCAAUCACUGAAGGACACCAAGACCACGGUUGAUGCUAUGAAAGUGGGAGUCAAGGAAAUGAAAAAAGCAUAUAAGCAAGUGAAAAUCGAUCAAAUUGAGGAUUUACAAGACCAGCUAGAGGAUAUGAUGGAAGAUGCAAAUGAAAUUCAGGAGGCACUGAGUCGUAGUUAUGGCACCCCAGAAUUAGAUGAAGAUGACCUAGAAGCAGUGUUGCUAUUUUCAUUCUCAGAGUUGGAUGCCCUGGGUGACGAGCUACUGGCUGAUGAAGACAGUUCUUACCUGGAUGAAGCUGCAUCUGCACCAGCAAUUCCAGAAGGUGUUCCCACUGACACAAAGAAUAAGGAUGGAGUCCUGGUGGAUGAAUUUGGAUUGCCACAGAUUCCUGCUUCAUAGACUUGGAUCAUUCAAGUAUAUCAUGUAAAAUAAACACUUACCUAGGACUAGGAAAUAUUUAUCUUUCCAAGUUUAUAAACAGAUUUAAUUUUUUUUUCUUUCUUUGAAGGACAGGAUCUUUCUUUUUUAUUUUAUUCAUUAAGAGACUUAACACUUGGGAGAUGUUUUCUUCAUAUUAAAUUUUUACCCGCUCCCUUAUGAAAGACUAAUUUACUUAAAAGUAUCAGUGGCUCUAUAUAUCUUUUUUUCUUGCAUUAAUAAUAAUUUAAAAUAAAGCCAGGAAAAGGGGAAUCUUGAAAUUCUAUAAUAGUAAUCUCAAAUUGAGCUGAUAAAUUGAUGACAAAAGUGAGAUUACUGGGACUUAGAUAAAACCAUUUUUUUAUUGUGGUAUUACUGGUUGGUGAAAGUGACACCUUUUUUUGAUGGAUUUUACUGUGUCUUGUGAGUAAAUCAGUACUGUGUCCAGUAUUGGAAUGGAAUUAUCACUACUGUAUCAUGAGUGGUUAUUUUUACUCCACAGUUCCCUCAGUAUUACAGCCUAAGGUGUAAUCAACAAUGCAUAUCUCUUGAUAUUUAAUGUAUAGGACAUUUAUUUAUACUCAAUAAAUAUUUUUCAAAAUGAUA
Molecule: messenger RNA, 1469 nt
Organism: Suncus etruscus (white-toothed pygmy shrew)
Lineage: Eukaryota; Metazoa; Chordata; Mammalia; Eulipotyphla; Soricidae
Gene: CHMP5
Product: charged multivesicular body protein 5
Exons: 8
Coding region: 165-845 (226 amino acids)
Biological process (GO): late endosome to vacuole transport via multivesicular body sorting pathway; vesicle budding from membrane
Cellular component (GO): multivesicular body
Source: RefSeq, a predicted model, not a curated record